Molecule: messenger RNA, 1591 nt
Organism: Antrostomus carolinensis (chuck-will's-widow)
Lineage: Eukaryota; Metazoa; Chordata; Aves; Caprimulgiformes; Caprimulgidae
Gene: IFT74
Product: intraflagellar transport 74
Exons: 13
Coding region: 1-1263 (420 amino acids)
Biological process (GO): intraciliary transport involved in cilium assembly; cilium assembly
Cellular component (GO): intraciliary transport particle B; cilium
Molecular function (GO): beta-tubulin binding
Source: RefSeq, a predicted model, not a curated record
AUGAAUGUUUAUAUAGCUAAUCCAACUCCAAGAAGAUUAGAUACAAAUAGCACAGAAAAAUUAAUUCAAGCUGUAGAAGAAGAUAUAGAACAUGAAAAAGUUGUAGCAGAUGACAUAAUAAAAGACAUGUCUCAGGAAAAUCAAGCUAAAUAUAUGGAGAUGAAGGCUGCAAAUGAAAAACUCUGUCAGGAAUUAGUUGUUCAACAGCAGGAACUGGAUGCACUAAAUGCAAAGGAGGAGGCUCUAAGAGCUGAAAUAGCACACUCCCACUUGAAACAGGAGGCUGUGCAACUGUAUGAAAAGCUCCAUGAGCUCGAGGAACGUCGAGAUCAAAUGAUUGCUGAGGAUAAGAACAUGGAAUCUCCACAGGAGGAAAGAGAAAGGUUACUAAAGCAGGUUAAGGAUGAUAGUCAAGAAAUAGCAAGCAUGGAAAGACAGCUGACAGAAGUAAAAGAAAAAACAAACCAUUUUAAAAAGGUCAUUCAGCGGCUUGAUAUGUAUCUGGAGAAUCGUCAAGGAGAGGAAAAUUGGAAAUACAAGGAGCUGAAGAAGAGGGAAGAAAGCAUGGACAAUUUUCUUGAGACUUUUGAAGAGGUGAAGAAUCAGGAACUGGAACGAAAGGCCCAAAUAGAAGCCAACAUUGUUGCACUCCUAGAGCACUCAAGCAGGAAUGUGAAUCGUAUGAAACAAAUUUCAUCUGUUACUAAUCAAGAGCUGAAGAUUAUGCAGGAAGACCUCACUUUCAAAUCAAAUGAAAUGCAGAAAUCACAGAGCACUGCUAAGAAUCUGCUUACAGAGAGUCAAAAACUGCAGAUGGACCUACAGAAGAUGGAACUCUUGGAGGGCAAGAUGGUUGAUGAACUGGCUUCUCUUAAAGACAAAAUUGAACAAACGAAAACGGAGUUGGAGGUCUAUAAUAAUUUACCAGCUCUGAAAGCAUCAGGAGAAGAGAAGAAAAAGAGACUCCAGGAUGACAAAGAAAAAUUAACAAAACGUAGCCAUGCUUUCAAGAAAAUAAUGGAACACUUGAAUGCAGAGUAUGAGAAACUAAAGAGAGAGCUCCAAGAGAAUGAGACCCAUUCUCAGCUUACAAAUUUGGAGAGGAAGUGGCAGCACCAUGAGCAAAAUAACUUUAUGAUGAAGGAGUUCAUAGCAACAAAAAGUCAGGAGAGUGACUACCAACCAAUAAAGAAGAACGCAAGAAAGCUGGUCACAGAAUACAACAAAGCUCUCAUAGAAGCUUUACAGAACACCAAGAACUGAACCCAGGACUUCCUUCCUGCCCCAGCGGGACCAACAAUGAGAGAUGUGCACAGGCAGCAUGGAAACCUGGACUACUGAGCUCAUUUGUUCACCACUACAUCGACAGAUAUUCUUAAAAGUAUUUUUCCAAGUUUUUAGAAGUCAUAUGUUUUAAUAGUAUCUCUCCUUUUGCAACAUUUAAAAAUUUUAGAAAUAAAUUUCUGAAUUUUACAAAUGUGUAGGAAUAAAAAGGAAGUACUGCACAAUAAGUAUAAAAUUAUCAGAACGUUUUACUGAGGCCUGUUGCUGGAUUGCAUCUCAAAUGUGAAAUUCCAGUCUGCUUUACACA